UGCAAGUUGCUUUGUUCUGCUGCGAAAGUGAGUAGGGUACACUUGUAAGGUAUAGAAAGUGAAACAAAGAAAAUAGGUAUAAAGUCAUUCUUCAGGUCUAGCAAUACUGCAUUCGUAUGAAAAAGGAAUAUGUGUGUGUGUGCUUUUGGAAAGAACAUGUUAUAGUACACUGUACAUUUUUCCUGUAAAACAAUGAAAAUAUAAGCUUGAAGUUAGAAGUUUGGUGACCAGUCAAAUGGUUUAGAUGUAUUUCUAGUAAACAAGCAGAUCAUGGUGAAAACUUUCCAAGCUUAUUUAUCCAACUGUCAUCGUACGUACAGCUGUAUCCAUUGCAGGGCCCACUUAGCCAACCAUGAUGAGUUGAUCUCAAAGUCAUUCCAAGGAAGUCAGGGUCGAGCUUAUCUCUUCAAUUCUGUUGUUAAUGUUGGCUGUGGCCCUGCUGAAGAGAGAGUACUAUUGACUGGUCUCCAUGCUGUUGCUGAUAUCUACUGUGAAUGCUGCAAGACCACCCUUGGUUGGAAAUAUGAACAUGCUUUUGAGUCCAGUCAGAAAUACAAAGAAGGAAAGUACAUCAUUGAGCUGGCCCACAUGAUUAAAGAAAAUGGAUGGGAUUGACAGUGGUCACAAGAGUUGUACGGUAAUUUGACUGGAUGCAAAGUUAAAACUAUAAGAACCCAUGAUUGUCUGGUGAUAGUGUUGCUUUACACUUAUAAGAGUAGAAUAUGUAAUUGUUUUUUAAUCCUUAUAUGUGGGAAUUUGAAUCUGUCGGUACAACUUGACUAUUCGUUUUUAAGUCAUCAAUCAGCGUGUUACAAGUCAACCAUAACAACAAUGUUAACAACUUCUAUUUGCAUAUAUGGCAGCCAAGAGUACUGUUGAUAUUCACAGCAGAUGGUACUAUAUUUUUUUCUCAUUCAAUUCAUAUGUGAUUUGGCUUCAUCUUUCCAAAAGGUUUUGUAGUACCAAAGUGAGUUUUUGUUUUUAUUCAGAUGUUCUUUGCUUGCAACAUUUUUCAUGUUUUGGUCAUAUGUAGAUAAUGUCAAUUCUGAAUGAAGAUGAGAAAGAAGAAUGAAAGAAAACUCACUUUUUUACACGUUUAUCAUAAAAUUGUCUCUGUAGAAUUGUGUAGUUUAAUAUUAAUUUUUGUUUGUUUGCUUGUUUUUUUACUUCAUUUCAGUUGUAAAUACAUUUUAUAAAUGUGUAUGUUUUUUUUAUAAGCUUCAGUGUGAAUUGUAUAGAAGGACUUUAAAUUUUAGAUAGUAAAUAAAAAAAAGAAUGUUUUUUAAAAUGAUGAAAUUAUGUACUGACUUUUUUGUUAUAGUGAUAAUGUUUGUAAUAAUAGUAAAAAAAAUUGUUUCAAGUUGAGACUUGUAUUUUUGAAUAGGAACUUAGAUUGUUGGAAUUAUUUAACAAUAUUGAAUAGCUGGUAAAGAAAUCUUUGCUGUGUAUGUAUUUACAUUUGUGUAUAUUAUUUACUGUUUAUAUAUUAAUGUCUUGGUGUGGAUGUCAUACAUGAAAUUCAACGUGUGUAUUUCUCCCUCAGCUUGCACUGUGUUCAACAUAUCAUUAUCAUCUUACAAAGCCUUAAAGAUUUACAGUUCAGCCAGGUUACCCGUGUGGUUUAAGAUGUAUCAAUAUUCUCAACUGUUUUGGUGAUGGAAUGAAUAAAGAUUUGCAGUUAAUUGCAUUGUUAGCAAGAUUUUAUUUAAAAACAAAAAAACAGCUGUUUUUUUUUAAUAUGUUUGGAAAAGAGAAGUUAGUGUCGGAUGCCUCGAACAUUAUUGUUACAGUUCUUUUAAAGGUUAUAUAAAAAAACUAAAUUCCUUAUUUGCUUUUUCCUCCUAACCUUGUGCUUAAAGUUAAAUUGAUAUUCUUUGUUUUGUGUACUAUGUUUAACUUAGUCUUUUGCAAAGUACACUUUUUUGCUAUCUGUUGAUUUAAUUCUUGAUGUAUAAUGUAUGAUGUGUUUUUAAUCUUUGUCGCAUAACUAAGCAUUCUAUGUUUUAUGAUUUUAA
Limulus polyphemus (Atlantic horseshoe crab) is the source of this 2015-nucleotide messenger RNA. RefSeq names its product protein yippee-like 2. The transcript is spliced from 5 exons. Bases 271 to 615 code for a protein of 114 amino acids. NCBI's taxonomy places the organism in Eukaryota, Metazoa, Arthropoda, Merostomata, Xiphosura, Limulidae. The record is from RefSeq and is a predicted model, not a curated record.